Messenger RNA from Aspergillus melleus, 276 nucleotides. Its product is annotated as Con-6 family protein. NCBI's taxonomy places the organism in Eukaryota, Fungi, Ascomycota, Eurotiomycetes, Eurotiales, Aspergillaceae. The transcript has 3 exons. The record is from RefSeq and is a predicted model, not a curated record. Gene Ontology annotation, cellular component: cytoplasm. Bases 1 to 276 code for a protein of 91 amino acids.
AUGUCUACCGAAGAAAGGGUUAACCAACUGCGCGGAUACAAGGCUACCUUGAACAACCCCAAUGUUUCUGACGAGGCAAAACAAAAUGCCCAGGGAAUGCUACAGGAACUGGGCGGUGAUCGGCCUCGAGAAGAAAUUCAUCACGCCCAGGGCCAUUAUGAUAAAGACCCGAUGAGAGUAAAUGCGGGACUCAAGGCUGCACAGAACAACCCAGGUGUGAGUCAGAGCGGUAAGCAAGCUGCAGCAGAGAAGUUGGAUCAGACCCCGGACGAGUGA